CUGUUAGAUCUCAUGCAUUUGAAGUGAUGUCUGGACUGCAGAUCAUCUCAUUCAUUAUCAUCAUCAGCUCUGUGUUACUACAAACUCACUCAGCUGAUGAUGAUACUUACUCAGCUGUACUUCCACACACAGUAACAGCUCUGACAGACUCUUGUGUGCUGAUACCCUGCACAUUCAAUAUCAGUACAUUUGAGGAAAAAUUGCAGAAAACAAAACAGAUUUAUGGGAUUUGGCUGAAAAAGAGACACGACUUUAGGAAUGACAAGAGUUCAGUAGUGUUUAACAGCAGUCAAAACAUCAUUCAAGGAUUCAGACACAUAGAGAUGAUUGGAAACCUCACUGAGAGAAACUGCAGCACUGUCUUCUAUAACAUCAUGAUGAAUCAUUCAGACCCGUAUUACUUCAGACUAGAAAUGGAGCCAGAUGUGUUCAAAGCAACAUUUAACACCAAUAAACUUGAUGCAAGUGAUUCAAGCAAGACUGUGAAGAUCAAUGUCAUCGAUUCACCACAACCUCCUGAGCUUAUAUCCAGUCCAGAUGUGUCUAAAUAUGUGAUGGAGGGCACUGCAGUGAAUCUGAUCUGCUCUGCUGAAGCUCCCUGCCCCAAACAACCUCCUACAUUGUCCUGGACUUACAUCCCCAAAUCUGCCAACAUUAUAACACAAUUACAGGAGAAACCUGAUAAAACUCAUUCAGUGAAUUCAACAAUGACCUUCAAUGCUUCAUACAUGGAUCACAAGAUGAACAUCUCCUGCACUGCAACAUAUCCAAGAAACAUCUCCAAUAACACAACUGUGAACAGCACAGUAAUGCUACAAGUAAUGUUUCCUCCAAAAGAGACUCAUAUAAUUAUUAAACCAUCUGCUUCAGUCACUGUGGGCACUAAUGUAACUUUCACCUGCAAAAUCAAAGCAAGUCCAUCAGAUAACAUGAAGUACACCUGGUACAAACGUGGACAGAAGACACCUUUAGCACUUGAAAAGAAGAUGAGCUUCAUUGUAACUCAUAAUAAUACAGGAUGGUAUUUCUGCACAGCACUGAAUAAACAUGGCAACCAAUCAUCAGAAGAGAUUCAACUGUUAAUCACAGGAUCCUUUAAAGCUGUGAUUUAUGGCUGUAUAGGAGGACUUUUGGCUUUGCUUGUGAUUUCUGCAGUAUUUUAUUAUAUGAGGACAAAAACCAAAGACCAAAGACAAAGUCAGACCAAUACCAGAAGAAAAGACCAGACCGCAGAUAAAAAUGAAGACAUGCUGGAUAUCUCUUCUAACAAUGCUAUUGAGAUCAACACGAAGAAUGAAAUGUCUGUGAAAGAAACUGAUGAUGUCCACUAUGAAGAGAUUGACUUCUCCAAACCACACACCGAUCACAUAAACAAGAAAAACACAGAGACAGAGUAUGUUGAGAUUCAAGAGUCAGAGAGAAAGAAACAAAUCAAGAGUGUUCAGAAACAAGAGGAACUCUACACUCUGGUCAAGAUAAACUGAUGCGUUUGUCAAUUAAUAACAUUGUACAAUUACCCAGAUGAAUAAGAACUUUUACAUUUUGAUGUAACAACAACGUGUAAUAUUGGUUAUGAAUCUGCACAAUCUUUGGAAAUACCACAGUGACUGUUUUUACAAAUUGUGUUUUUUUAUGGCUGUUAGGUUUAGUAUAUCAAUCAUGGACAGUUUUAUACCUAAAGCAAUUGCGUAUAAUUCAUAACAUAAACACCUCUGUUAAAUCUUGACCACUAACAGAGUUCAAAGAUAACCAAUGUGUAGCGGACUGGUUAUAGAUGUAUUUUUCACUGAUACAAAAUGUCUCUGUGAGUGUAUGUAGUUUUACCCCAUUGUGUGUUUUAUUUUCCCUUGUAUUGUUUAAAUAAAAGUCUUAGU
Misgurnus anguillicaudatus (oriental weatherfish) is the source of this 1874-nucleotide messenger RNA. NCBI's taxonomy places the organism in Eukaryota, Metazoa, Chordata, Actinopteri, Cypriniformes, Cobitidae. The record is from RefSeq and is a predicted model, not a curated record.